AUGGCUCUGCGACCCUCAAGUGAGGCCGGGCCCCAGGACAGGGUGUGCUACCCGCCGCAGAGUUUCCAGAGUAGCUCCCAGCACCUGACCGCCUAUUACACACCUUUCCUGAACUAUGAUCACUACGGAAACGCCCUUGCCACUGCCGAGGAAGGCUAUCGAUCUCUCCGGCAGCUGGAGUCCGCAGUGUCAGGGUCCCAGGCCAUGCUCCCCUUUGCCUUCGGGACUGCAGCUCCUUUGCUCAGCCCCAGUCUGGCCCUACAGACGGAGGCACUCUAUGAACUGCCCAGGUACAGCAAGUUGCCACCGUGGUACCCAAUUCCCCAUCAUCCCAGGGAGAUGCCACACUUCCUGAACAGCCAGUAUACAGGAGCCAGCAGUGAUGAUUUCGGCCACAUUGGUGGCCAGAGCAACAGUGACCAAGGAUACGGACCUGAAACUUUAAUCCUGAAGCCCUCUGUGGAUGCUUCAGUGCCACCUGAAGGUCUGAAGACCUCCCAGUUUUCUUGCGCCCCCAGCAAGCGAUCUGAGGAUGGUCCAAAAGUCCUGAAGGUAGAAAGGAAGUCACCUCAUCAAUACCACUUCACGGAGGAGGACCUGCAGUUAGUUCUGUAUGGGGCCAUUCCUAGCUUGGAGCAUCCAGUCCGCCUGCACCAUGCUAUGUCUGGCUUUCUGGUCCCCCCUGGCAGCUCUGAUAAACCAAUAUCCAGUUCUCUUCCUCAAAGUCUGGAUAAAGACUCACUUCAACUGCCAGAAGGUCUCUGUCUUUUGCGGACAGUGUUUGGUGGAGUCCCACAUUUUGGUGUAUUCUGUAGUAACCUCAUUGCUAAAGGAGUUAGGUUUGGGCCCUUUGAAGGUAAAGUGAUCCAGGCCAGUGAAGUUAAGACCUAUGGAGACAAUUCCCUGAUGUGGGAGAUCUUUGAAGAUGGUCAUUUGAGUCACUUUGUAGAUGGGAAAGGAGGUGCAGGGAACUGGAUGUCCUACGUCAACUGUGCCCGCUUCCCCAAGGAACAGAACCUAGUUGCUGUGCAAUGCAAAGGGCAGAUCUUUUACGAAAGCUGCAAGGAGAUCUGCCAGAACCAAGAGCUUCUGGUGUGGUAUGGAGACUGCUAUGAGAAGUUUUUGGACAUUCCUGUCAGCCUGCAGGUCACAGACCAGGGCAAGCAACUAUCUGGGCCCUCUGAAGAGUCUACAGAAGGUUACAAAUGUGAAAGAUGUGGGAAGGUGUUUACCUACAGAUAUUACAGAGAUAAGCACCUGAAGUACACUUCCUGUGUGGACAAGGGUGAUAGGAAGUUUCCCUGUUCUCUCUGCAAACGGUCCUUUGAGAAGCGAGAUCGGCUCCGCAUCCACAUCCUUCAUGUACAUGAGAAGCACCGGCCGCAUAAGUGUUCUACAUGUGGGAAGUGUUUCUCUCAGUCCUCCAGCCUAAACAAACACAUGAGGAUCCACUCUGGAGACAGGCCGUACCAGUGUGUAUAUUGUACAAAGAAAUUCACUGCCUCCAGCAUCCUACGAACACAUAUUAGGCAGCACUCUGGGGAGAAGCCCUUCAAGUGCAAGUACUGCGGGAAAUCGUUUGCAUCCCAUGCUGCCCAUGACAGUCAUGUGAGACGCUCACACAAGGAUGACGAUGGCAGCUCUGUAGCUAUGGAAGAGCCUGAAAUCAAGACGCUUCCUUCUCCUACAUGA
Molecule: messenger RNA, 1692 nt
Organism: Chrysochloris asiatica (Cape golden mole)
Lineage: Eukaryota; Metazoa; Chordata; Mammalia; Afrosoricida; Chrysochloridae
Gene: PRDM14
Product: PR domain containing 14
Exons: 7
Coding region: 1-1692 (563 amino acids)
Biological process (GO): regulation of transcription by RNA polymerase II
Cellular component (GO): nucleus
Molecular function (GO): RNA polymerase II transcription regulatory region sequence-specific DNA binding; protein binding
Source: RefSeq, a predicted model, not a curated record